Molecule: messenger RNA, 222 nt
Organism: Ostertagia ostertagi
Lineage: Eukaryota; Metazoa; Nematoda; Chromadorea; Rhabditida; Trichostrongylidae
Source: the annotation of a GenBank genome assembly
AUGCCGCCGCCAAUCCCACAGCCAGCAGUUCCACAACCAUCAAUUCCGCAACCUUCAUAUCCACAGUCAGCAAUGCCGUCUCCAAUUCCACAGCCAGCAUAUCCACAGUCUGCAGUUCCACAUCCAAUAAAUGUCAUAUCAGAAGAAGAAAUGCAGAGAAUCAGCUCAGCUAUAAGCACCUGGUUGAAGAACCACGACAAUGUUGAAGUUGUUAACCAGUAA